Molecule: messenger RNA, 3082 nt
Organism: Syngnathus typhle (broad-nosed pipefish)
Lineage: Eukaryota; Metazoa; Chordata; Actinopteri; Syngnathiformes; Syngnathidae
Gene: tmcc1b
Product: transmembrane and coiled-coil domain family 1b
Exons: 8
Coding region: 501-2447 (648 amino acids)
Cellular component (GO): endomembrane system
Source: RefSeq, a predicted model, not a curated record
CUACAGUACUCUUGUCUUGCGUGGUUCAGGCGUUGUUGUGUGUUUUGACGCCGAGCACGCUAUAUGACGUCAUCGUGGGAGUGUUCCUCCAUCGGGAGAGAUGAACGGUCACAAACACAAUCCUCUCAGCGCCCAUCAUGUCAUUUUUCUAAACGUGAAUGAAGACAGCUGACUAAAAACCAAGAGCCACUGUCAGAUUUUCAUUUGGAGUGCUUCCCCAGCGGUGGAGCUGGACAUUUGCUUGGAAUUUUAAUCCUUCUACCCUGCCAUAUCAUUUGCUGAUGACUACAUCAGAAGCCAAUCCUGCUUUGUGAGUCAGACGAGGAAAGGUCGGGCUGAUGACAAGCAUGACAUUGAGCCAAGACACAGAUGCAUGCCCACUCAGAAAGUUCAACUGAGCGCCGUCCAAGCAGCCUCACACAGGGGAGGGGCGGGCGGUGUCGACGCCAUUUUGCUAGCCCUGUGCACCCCCCUCCCCUGAGUAGAACUGGAGGCCUCUGAUGGAUCAGGGUUGUAGCGAGCAGUGUCCAGAGGAAGCGGACUCAGGAGGCCGGGCAGAGCCGGAGGGCAGUCGGAGGGCGUCAGAGUCCGAGCAUGGUUUGUCCAAAAUCACCCAUAGCGCCCGGGAGAACAUGGGAUCUUUGGGUCACGGCCUGAAGCAGCUCUUCCAGCCGCAGCGCAGACGCUCCUCCGUGUCCCCGCAUGACACCGCCGCUUCCUGCGCGAGCUCCAAUGUUUCCGAGACCACCGACGUAGUCUCGGAAGGCGGGGAAGCUCGAGCCCCCUCGGCUCUCUCUUUGGAUUCUGACGGCCCCGCCGCCUCCGCCCCUCCCGCAGCGCUGAGCCGGGUGCUGCAGCAAAUCCGAGGUGCUCCGCCAAUGAUGAAGCGAGGCACCAGCCUGCAGAGCCGCCGCAGCAAGGCGGGGGGCGCCGGGGACGCCCCCCAGAAAGGUAGCCCCCAGAUUCACCGGCGCAGCACCCACGAGGCCCUGCUGCAGGCUGGGCGCCCUCGCUCCUCCUCUACCACCGACACGUCCAGCAGCCCCGCCCUGGCAGACAUGCUGAUCACAUCCGGCUACCAUUCUACCGAGGAACCUGACAAGACGGAUCGCUACGAUGGAUCGGCCCCUGCCGGGUCUCCGAAUGCCGUCUCCUGCGGCUCAGACGGCUACGACGUGGUAGACAGCACGCCGGACCCUCAGCGUACAAAGCAGGCCAUCGCCCAACUGCAGCAGAAGAUCCUCAAACUCACCGAGCAAAUCAAAAUCGAGCAGACGGCGCGCGACGACAACGUGGCCGAGUACCUGAAACUAGCCAACAAUGCGGACAAACUGCAGAGCGUGCGGAUCAAGCAGGUGUUUGAGAAGAAGAAUCAGAAGUCUUCACAGACCAUCCAACAUUUGCAGAAGAAGUUGGAGAACUACCACCGGAAGCUUCGCGAGGUGGAGCACAAUGGCAUCCCGCGCCAGCCCAAAGACGUUCUUCGGGACAUGCACCAGGGCCUGAAAGAUGUCGGUGCCAAGGUGACGGGCGGACUCUCCAGCAUUUCCCAAGCCACUCACUCCGCCGCCGGAGCUGUGGUGUCCAAGCCGAGGGAAUUCGCCUUUCUCAUCCGCAACAAGUUCGGGAGCGCCGACAACAUCGCCGCCCUCAAAGAUUCUCUGGACGAGACGCCGGGCGACGAGGGGGUCAGCCCCGCGGGCAUGAGGACCCUCCCCAGUCCAAAGUACGGCAGCGAGGACGACUGCUCCAGUGCCACUUCGGGCUCGGCGGGGGGCAACAGCACUACCGGAGGACCCGGGGGCCCUCCCAGCUCCAGAGGGAACACGCUGGAUCCUUCUCUGGCAACGGGCUUCGACGCAAUAAUCCACGAGAUCCAAGAACUGCGGGAUAACCAAGGCCGACUUGAAGAGUCCUUUGACAAUUUGAAGUCGCACUAUCAGCGCGACUACACGAUGAUCAUGGAGGCCCUACAAGAGGAGCGAUUCAGGUGCGAACGCUUGGAGGAGCAGCUCAACGAUCUCACCGAGCUGCACCAGAAUGAAAUCCUCAACUUGAAACAGGAACUCGCCAGCAUGGAGGAGAAGAUCGCCUACCAGUCCAACGAACGAGCCCGAGACAUCCAGGAGGCGCUGGAGGCCUGCCAGACACGCAUCUCCAAGAUGGAGUUGCAGCUGCAGCAGCAACAGCAGCAGGUGGUUCAGCUAGAGGGUCUGGAGAACGCCACGGCACGGACGCUCCUGGGCAAGCUCAUCAACGUGCUGCUGGCCGUCAUGGCCGUGCUGCUAGUGUUUGUGUCCACGGUGGCUAACUGCGUUGUGCCGCUGAUGAAGACGCGCAGCCGCACGCUCACCACAUUGCUCCUAGUCAUCCUGGUGGCCUUCCUGUGGAGGCACUGGUACGCUUUCUCAGAGUACCUGCAUCGCUUCCUGAUGCACCCCAGAUGACGCGACGGCGCACGGGACCUAAGAGCGUUUGGACCUGCCACACGACUUCCCGUGCGGCAGCCCUCUUCACGCUCAUCACUUCAUCGCUCAAGAGAGGCUAGGCGGCUCGUCUCUGGUGCAAUUGUGGCUUUGAGAGAACCGCACACUAUUUCUCUCUGAGUCCGUUUGUUUACAUGUGGACCACUUUACAUAGUCGCCCCCACAAGACAUUUGAACUUUUCAUUGCUUUUAACGUGACUCCUUGAGGUCUUUGAAGGCAUAUUUAUUUUUUUAACUGUUAUUUGCAGAUGCCCCAGUUUUAAGUCGCCUAUUCACCUGCUUUUUUUUUUUUCUACUUGGUUCAAAUGAGCUUUUGUAACUAAUUUCUCAAGAAUUGAGCGUUUGCACAGCAGCUCUACAACACUGGCUCCAAACGAUCAUCAUGGCUUUGUAUGGAUUGUGCAAGUCAAGUGGACGUUUCACUGCUGAUUUAAGAUGAACUAUGAACUUAACUAACAUACUUGAAGAGCACUUGAAGUGCUCAAAAGACUCAGUGCUUCCGUACUGUUUCUAUGAGUGACAAUGAAAUAGUCUAGACCUGUUUUUUUUUUUUUUUGAAAGAUCAAUAAAGUCCCUCUUUUAAAUGGUGUAAUUCA